This is a messenger RNA of Asparagus officinalis (garden asparagus), 2981 nucleotides long. RefSeq lists its product as uncharacterized. NCBI's taxonomy places the organism in Eukaryota, Viridiplantae, Streptophyta, Magnoliopsida, Asparagales, Asparagaceae. The transcript is spliced from 7 exons. The coding region runs from base 312 to 2579 and encodes 755 amino acids. The record is from RefSeq and is a predicted model, not a curated record.
GUCUCAUGCGUUGAGAUCCCAUCCUUUCUCUCUCUCUAAAAAUUUAAAGAAAAACUCUGAUCUUUUUUUUUUCUUGCUCAAACUUGCCCCAUUUUUCUCCAAAAAAAAAAAAAAAAAAAUACAAUCUUUUCUUCACGAUUUCGUUCAAUCACUAUCAGCAUUAGCUUUGAUCAAGAUUUCCAAAAAUAGGUAUUGUCCCUCUUAUUCAAACACAGUGAAAUCGAUCUCUUUGAGAACAUCCAAGUGCUAUUUAGUCUUGAUUCUGCUUCGGUCGAUGGUGUUUUGACUGUCGAUGAUGCUAUUUUGAGGGGAUGAAUCAAGGAGGGGAUUUGGACUACGUCCCAGAUUCAGAUGAAGAAAUCCAGCAAGGGUUUUCGACAAGGAGAUUAAAUAAAGUUUGUGUAGCUCGUAAAGCUACUGAUACCAAUCAUCAUGAAAUAUCUGUAGAUUCUACCACUAAAUCAGAUGAGCUGGAUCAUGAACUUGAGAUUCCCGGGUGUUCUCAAAGCUCUUAUAGCGAUAAAUCUCUCAGCAGAGUAAACCGAUCAAGGAUCAGAAAAUUAUAUAAUGAAGAGGUUUUAUGCGAGACGGAUAAUAGAUUUAUCGGCUCUCAAGAGCCUGGUGAGCUGUCUCAAGCCAUUGCAAUGAAUGUUGUCGAAAAAUUAGUUUGUGAUAAUGAUGAGGGUUCAUGUCAAGCUAUUGAUUCUACGAACGUUGUAGGGCUGAAUUCACCUCCUAUUUCGAGUGUAAGAGGAGCUCAACAUUUGGCUAAAUGGGUGAAUCAUAGAAGUUCAGUUAGAGAGCUGAGAACAUUUGACUGGGUUGAGAGUGUUUCAAAUGAGGGAGGCAAUGAUUCAAGAGAAAGAAUGAUAUAUAAGAAAAGAGAAAAAUUGUGUUGCUCUGAUAUUAGACAUCAAAGUUUCCAGGAGUCUCCAAAUUCAGGCUUAAUUCCAGGGAUUUCAUCCACCAAUAAGAUACAAAUAUCUGAAACAGAAGGAAAUGAUCCUCUGGAAGUUACAGAUGCUGAUAUUGGAGAUGCAGACCAAAUAUAUGAUAUUGGUCCUAGCACUCAAAUGGCUGCUGAAGCUAUGGAGGCUUUAGUUCAUGGAUCUCCUUUAAACCAUGGACUAGGGGAGGUCACAAUUCUGAAAGCUUCAAAUUUAAAUGUAGAUUCAAACAUUGGCGUCUCACUUGAGAAGAGGAUUUCUUCUACUCGUGAAUUGGAAAGCAUUUCGAUAUGCUGUAAAAGAAGAAAAUCCCUGAGCGGUGAACUAAACAAGGGGACAUCUAGUUCAUCAGUUAUGAAGGAGGUUGAAAAAACUUCGAUUCCAUCAAAGGCUCAAACUUGUUCCAACAAGAGGUUCAUCGAAGGGAAUCAUCCAUUUAAGGAUAUACCUGUUGCACCUCGAACUAAGGUGUCCAAAUGUAGAAAGGUAUCAAACUCGACAAAAAAAAUUAGUUUGCCGAUGGAGAAAGAUAAUCCAAGAGACAAUAUGGGAGAUGAUAAGUUUGCUGAAAAUACAUCCAGAUUCAGGAGUUUGAAAAGAAGGGAUGUCAAUAUCAGUUUUCGAGUUGAAAGUAGGGUUGUUUGUGCAAAACCAACAAAUAUUGUACAGCCCUCUGAAAGGUGUGAUAAGAGCAAGGUCAUUUUCAAAAGCUUUGAUGAUAUCCUAGGUUCAGCGAAGAGGAAGAAGAGAUCAGCUUCAGUGAGAAAUGUCUCAUCAGUAUCCAGUGAGAGGAGAAUUUUUUCUCUAUAUGAUGCUCAGGAUGGAGAGAAUAAUGCCAAAUUAGAUAUAAUUUCACCAAUCAGAAAGGCUCAAGAAACACAGAAGAUAUCAUGCAGCAAAUACACAAAAAAAGUAUCAACUUCAAGAGAGCUUCUUAGACUGGAAGCUACUGAACAAGAAGGAACUUGGUUAUCGAAAGACUCUCGAAGAAGAAAGGAUAUGUCCAAGGUUUGUAUUCUGUUCAGCAAUCAUUUGGAUGUGAAUGUAAUCAAGCGACAGAAGAAGAUUUUGGCACGAUUUGGAGCUCCCAUAGCAUCGUCGAUGGAAGAUGCCACACAUUUUAUUGCAGAUAGGUUCGCACGAACAAAGAACAUGUUAGAAGCAAUGGCUAUGGGUAAACCAGUGGUUACAAAAAUGUGGCUUGAUAGUUGUGCAAGAACUAGCUACUUCAUCGACGAGAAAAACUACUUAUUAAGGGAUCUGAAGAAGGAAAAGGAGAUUGGUUUCAGUAUGCCCGUUUCAUUAGCUCGUGCAUGUCAACAGCCACUUUUGCAGGGAAGAAGAGUGCUUAUUACUCCAAACGUUAAACCGAGCAUUGAAAUUGUAAGAAGCUUGGUUAAAGCAGCUCAUGGCCAGGUAUUAUCAGAGGGAAAUAUUUGCAAACUUGGAACACGGAGUGACAAUGUACCAGAUGAUCUUUUGCUUAUUUCAUGUGAAGAAGAUUAUGCAGCUUGUACCUCUCUCAUUGAUAAUGGAGUAAAGGUUUUCAGUUCUGAUCUACUACUGAAUGGGAUCAUAAUUCAAAAACUGGAGUUUGACAGAUACCAACUUUUUGUGAAGCGUGUUAAGUGAACCUGCUCAUAAUAUGAUUUAGAGGGGGAAGAAUGCAGUGUUCAAUGAACUUAUGUGAAUAUCUCGUUCAGAAAUUUUGACUUUCUAUACACCCAAAUUGGUGAUACACCAGUUUUUGUGAAAAAAAAUUCGCUAAUCAUGAUUUGGUGGUUUUGUAUAUUCGCUAAUCAUGAUUUGAAAAAUGAUGAUUCUCUUCCUUGUGUUACCCUUCUAAAUGAAGUUCAGAAGUUUGUCAUUUUGAUAUUGCUCUGGGAUUUAUACUGCAAGCUCAUCAGCUGUUAAAAUCAGUUUGUUUCUUUAGCGAAGUUAAUAUUUGAAGUAAACAAAUACGAGAAUGAUAAGUACUGGUUCUUUAUUGGUUCCCUUUGUAUCCAAUAAAUUGAUCCCACUGAAUAAUUUUUC